UCGACUGCUCGAGAUGUGAUCGGCGGCGAGCUUGUGAGGAAAUUUUUGGGCUUUCUCAGUCGUCACUUCUCUCGAAUUGGAGUUCAAACACUUUCUUCAACCCUUAUCCCAUUCGAACACAACCCCACCAAUCUUUCUUUGUUUGGAGGGAGUUUCUGAGGUGAACCAUUCCUAAGGAAUUUGGGGAAGGAAUGAUGAAGACAUGUAUUCAGAGCCAUCUAUUCUUUGUGCAAGUCAGGUGUGAUCACAUAGAGUAAAGAUGUAACAUUCAUGGCUAAUGGUUAUGUUCUAUGAAGGCUUGACAUAUUUGACAGAGUAUGGGAAGCAAAAAUACGUACACAAUCCAAAUUUCCAUGUUGAUAGUUCUGUUCCGGGACUAUACUAGGAGGAUUGGGUGGUGGCUUUAUGACAUAUCUUGCAACUCCCUUGGAUGUGAUCAAAACAAGAUUGCAAAUACUGGGGUCAAAGGUGCAAUGGCUGCUUGGAUGCAGUUUGUAGCAUAUAAAUGGUUGAAGAUGCACAGGGGAUGUUUAGAGGUAGCAGUCUCAGGAUCACCCAAUGUUACAAGCAAUGAAGGAUUAGGCAAUGUUGCAAGCAAGAAGUUGCUAGCAUGUAGUAGAGGAAUAGGGAUCACAUUUACAAAGGAGCGGUGUGAGAAACUUGCACUGAAUACUUUUAUUUUCCCAUCUCAUCUUAGUUUGAUUAAGAAAUUGGGUCUUUUUCAUGUAUCCCAGUAAUAAUUUGGACGUACACAUUUAAUAUUGUUUUCAUGUAAGUUGUACAUAAAUAUAAAGAGAAUGAAAAUGAGGUUUUUUACGGUUUU
Molecule: messenger RNA, 823 nt
Organism: Prunus dulcis (almond)
Lineage: Eukaryota; Viridiplantae; Streptophyta; Magnoliopsida; Rosales; Rosaceae
Exons: 5
Coding region: 318-737 (139 amino acids)
Source: RefSeq, a predicted model, not a curated record